AUGCGAGUUUCACGUCGAAAGUUUGCCAACGCGCUUAGGCGGCCGCAGGCUAUCCAACUCUUGUUCCAGAAUAUAGCCGAUCUUUUUAUCGCGGGGUGUCCUUUACUAGUCGCCUCGAGAAGUGGUACCGCUCCGAACCCCUACAAGGCUGUGAAGUUCGAUUGGACCGACCCUUCGAUGUUUGAGAACCCAUUCAAGGCCGACUCUAGCAUCAACAAGGUCUGCAUCGUCAUCUCGAACAUCUUCGACGUGCUGCCAGUCGUCAAAACCUUCGUUGAUCUCUGCGUCUCAAGGAGUUUGAAGAGAUUCGUUCUGCUCAGUGGAAGCCACACGCACAAAGGUGGGCCGUACAUCGGCAAAUUGCAUGAAUACAUCGAAAACAGCGGCGUCGAGUUCACGGUCCUACGCCCUACGUCGUUCUUAGAGAAUUUCGCUGGCAUUUUUGCACACGGGAUUCGCGAGCGCAACGAGAUCGUUACAACCGUGGAGGGCGGUCGCACCCCCUUCGUUAGCGGGGAGGACAUCGCGAAGGCGGCAUUCGAUACCUUAUUCGCGGACAAGGGUCCCAACACGGAAUACUACGUCGUUGGGCCAGAAUUGUACUCGCACGAUGAGGUAACCUCCAUAUUCAGUGAGAUACUAGGACGGAAAAUUACACACCGGCACAUAACGGGCGAGGAAGAGAGGGCCAUGUUCGUGUCUAUCGGGAUGCCUGCAGGUCAGCCUGAGUUUGUUAGCCGUGCUGGACAAGAGACCGCUGAGGCACGGAGGAAGCUUUGGUAG
Molecule: messenger RNA, 783 nt
Organism: Cyclocybe aegerita
Lineage: Eukaryota; Fungi; Basidiomycota; Agaricomycetes; Agaricales; Hemipholiotaceae
Source: the annotation of a GenBank genome assembly